Molecule: messenger RNA, 1061 nt
Organism: Dimorphilus gyrociliatus
Lineage: Eukaryota; Metazoa; Annelida; Polychaeta; Dinophilidae
Source: the annotation of a GenBank genome assembly
CCUUUAUAUCUGGUGCUCAAAACUGAUCAACAAACAGAUAGACAAAACACAACUAGGGAGAAUAAACGCGUAAUCAACCAGAGUCGAGAACAUUUAGGGAAAGAUUUUAAUAAACCACUCGAUUGAAUAUGAAAGUUCGAGUUGCAGUUGUUCAAGAUUGUCCAAAGCUUUUGGACUUGGAAGGAACUUUGGAUAAAAUUGAAAUAUUAACAAAAGAAGCGGUAAAUGAAAAUGCUGAAUUAGUUCUCUUUCCAGAAGCUUUCAUUUCGGCGUAUCCUCGGGGAUUAGAUACUUCUCCCGGUAAAGCCAGAGAAGUAUGGCUAAAAUACUGCAAAAGCUCAAUUUUAGUUCCUGGAAAGGAAACAAAUCGCUUAGGGAAGGUAGCCAAGUCUUUUUCGAUAUACUUAAUUAUUGGGGUAAUUGAAAUUAAUCCCUUAAGCCAAGGGACUCUCUACUGCACCUUGUUAUAUUUCGGUCCCGAUGGAAGUUUAUUAGGCAAGCAUCGAAAGUUAAAACCAACCGAAAAGGAGAGAGUACUCUGGGGAGAAGGAGACGGGAGUACGCUAAAGGUCUACGAUACAUCUAUAGGUAAAAUAGGCGGUCUCAUUUGCUGGGAAAACUAUAUGCCGUUGGCUAGAAUGACAAUGUAUAGUCAAGGUGUGCAAAUUUAUCUUGCUCCAAAUGCCGACUACUGCAAAGCAUGGCAAAAUACAGUUAAGCAUAUCGCUCGAGAAGGUCGGUGUUAUGUGCUGGCCUGCAAUCAAUACGUGACAAAAGAUGAUUAUCCUCCUGAUGUAUUUAAGUUCGAAAGAAAUCCAGAAGAUGAUGAUGGUGAAAGCGAUGAUAGCGGAACGUUGGACGUGGUUAGUAAUGGAGGGAGCGUAAUUAUAUCACCCUAUGGAGACGUUAUUGCGGGACCUUUAUUCGGUGGAGCAGGUAUUCUUCACGCAACUUUGGACAUGGAUGAUGUAGUCAAAAGCAAAUUUGAUUUUGACGUAGUGGGCCAUUACUCUAGGAAAGAUAUUUUUAGCUUUUCUGUUAAUAACAAAGAGCAAUGUUAA